Messenger RNA from Iphiclides podalirius (scarce swallowtail), 279 nucleotides. NCBI's taxonomy places the organism in Eukaryota, Metazoa, Arthropoda, Insecta, Lepidoptera, Papilionidae. The record is from the annotation of a GenBank genome assembly.
AUGUCGAAACCGACGAAUGGCAUUUUGCAAUCGGAACGCGCGGUGAGGGCACUUUGUUUCGCUGGCACGAGUGUCCGAAUCACGCCCGCAGGCGACCGCGGGGUGAGCGCCGGACGCGGGGAGGGGCGGGCGUCUGGCUCGAGCCCGCGACCGUGGGAACGCUCUGCCUUUAACGCGUCGCACGUGCUCGAGACGCUACUAACGCGCGCGCCACGCCACGGGUGCGAAAGAGACGGAGCACGCAGAAACAAGCCGAGAGAUAAGGAAACACGAUCCGAA